Molecule: messenger RNA, 2067 nt
Organism: Gastrolobium bilobum
Lineage: Eukaryota; Viridiplantae; Streptophyta; Magnoliopsida; Fabales; Fabaceae
Product: pentatricopeptide repeat-containing protein At5g16640, mitochondrial-like
Exons: 4
Coding region: 1-2067 (688 amino acids)
Molecular function (GO): protein binding
Source: RefSeq, a predicted model, not a curated record
AUGGAUUGUGUACAUAGGGGUGAUUGGGAUUGGGGAAAACUUGAUACACUUCUUAGCAGGGACAUUCUGGAUGCUGUUGGAAGUGUAUGUCCUCCAACGAACAUGGAUGGUAAGGAUAAGGUGAUUUGGACCCUCUCUAACUGUGGAUCCUUCAAGGUUUGCUCUGCAUACAGAUCUUUAUCCUGCCAGGGCAUGCAUGCCUCUACCAAGAGCUGGGACACAGUUUGGAAGUGGGAGGGACCACAAAGAGUAAAGUUCUUUCUAUGGCUUCUAUCUGGGAACAAGCUUUUAACUAAUGCAGAGAGAUACCGUAGGCAUAUGUCUGCUUCUGAUUUAUGUCCUAGAUGCAACAAGGUUGGGGAAGAUGUUGAUCAUGUGUUUAGAAGUUGUCACUGGAGUCAAGAGGUAUGGAGCUACUGGAUAGAGAGCAGGGAGUUGUCAGGUUUUCGUCCACCACUCAUGGGCAUCGCCCUUCAGCAUAUAAGUCGAGAACAUAAGCUUCUGCGGAUCUCAACGAGGUAUGCUCUUUUCAAAUUCCACUGCUGCUUCUCUUUGAGGUUAUAUUCUUGUGGGUUUCGUAACAUUGAUGAUGUUGUCUCCUCUUUCAUGUCUGCUAUCGCUAAGCGUCAUCCUCCAUCCAUUAUUGAAUUUAAUAAGAUUUUGGGAUCUAUUGUUAAGAUGAAAGCAUAUCCAACUGCUCUUUCACUCUUUGCUCUUAUGGAGUCUAAGGGUAUCACUCCUUCCAUUUUUAGUUUGAACAUCUUGAUCAAUUGUUAUUGCCACUUGGGUCGGAUGGAUUUUGCUUUUUCUGGUUUGGGUAAGAUUAUCAAGAUGGGUUACGAAAUGGAUACAAUAACUUUGAAUACCCUAUUAAAAGGACUCUGUCUUAGUGGAAAGAUUAGGGAAGCUCUGGAAUUUCAUGACAGGGUAAGAGCAAUAGGAUUUAGGCUUGAUGAGUUUAGUUAUGGUACAUUGAUCAACGGGUUAUGUAAAAUGGGAGAAGCCAUUGCCCAGGGAAUUUCUCCUGAUGUAGUCACGUACAAUUCUCUAAUUCAUGGUUUCUGCUGUGUCGGUCAAUUGAAAGAAGCAACUCGAUUGCUGAAUGAAAUGGUUCAACAAAACAUCAACCCGAACAUAUAUACCCUAAGCAUUUUCAUUGAUGCAUUAUGUAAAGAAGGAAGAAUGAUAGAAGCCCAAAAGAUAUUUGAUGUGAUGUUGGAAAGAGGUCCUAAGCCUAAUGUUGUCACCCACAAUGCUUUGGUGGAUGGAUACUUUUUAAUCGAUGAACUGAAUGCGGCAAGAAAGCUAUUUGAUGAUAUGGACAAAAUCAGUUUGACACCAGAUGUUUGGAGUUAUAGCAUUAUGAUUGAUGGGUAUUGCAAAAAUAAAAGGGUAGAUGAUGCUGUUACUCUCUUUAAAGAAAUGCGUCACAAAAAUUUAGUUCCAGAUACUGUAACAUACAGUUCUCUUAUUGAUGGCUUGUGCAAAUCGGGGAGAAUAACAUGUGUGCAAGAUAUUGUAAAUGAUAUGCAUCAAAAUGGUCAAGCCCUUGAUUUAAUUACUUACAGCAUCUUAUAUUUAAUCAAUAAAGUGAAUGAGGCAAGAAAGCUAUUUGAUUAUAUGGACAAAAUAGGUUUGACACCAGAUGUUAAUAGUUAUAACAUUAUGAUUAAUGGAUAUUGCAAAAAAAAAAAGGUGGAUGAAGCUGUAACUCUCUUCAAAGAAAUGUGUCGCACAAAUUUAGUUCCUGAUACUAUGACAUACAAUUCUCUUAUCGAUGGCUUGUGCAAAUCUGGGAGAAUAACAUGUGUGCAAGAUAUUGUAAAUGAGAUGCAUGGAAAUGGUCAAGCCCUUAAUUUAAUUACUUACAGUAUGUUGUUGGAUGCUCUAUGCAAAGCACAACAUCUUGAUGAGGCAAUUGCAUUGUUUCAGAAAAUUGUUAACAAAGGAAUUUAUCCAGAUGUGUUUGCAUACAAUAUUCUUCUGAAUGUUUCGUGCAAAGGGGGAAGACUGAAGACUGAAGACUGCAGAAGAGUUUUUUCAUCAUCUUUUGAUCAAUGGCUAUAG